Messenger RNA from Condylura cristata (star-nosed mole), 786 nucleotides. Its product is annotated as HLA class I histocompatibility antigen, A-29 alpha chain-like. The transcript has 3 exons. Gene Ontology annotation, biological process: antigen processing and presentation of endogenous peptide antigen via MHC class Ib; antigen processing and presentation of endogenous peptide antigen via MHC class I via ER pathway, TAP-independent; positive regulation of T cell mediated cytotoxicity. Gene Ontology annotation, molecular function: signaling receptor binding; peptide antigen binding. The coding region runs from base 292 to 786 and encodes 164 amino acids. Gene Ontology annotation, cellular component: external side of plasma membrane. The record is from RefSeq and is a predicted model, not a curated record. Lineage: Eukaryota; Metazoa; Chordata; Mammalia; Eulipotyphla; Talpidae.
CACUCAGGGUCAUCGCUGCUCCAUGACAGUCUCCACCAGCUCUCCUGGACUCACUCUCCCCGGAACCCAGGACAGGGUGUGAUGUCCCCCAUUCUCCUGCUGCUGCUCUGGGGGUCCCUGGGCAGGUUCCCACUCCCUGAGGUAUCACUACUGCCAUAUCCCGCCACGCCUGGGGGUGCCCAAUAUCAUUGCCGUGGGCUACAUGGAUGACGCAGUUUGGGAGGUUUGACAGCGACUCUCCAGGGCAGAGCACGGAGCUGCUGCUGCCCCGGAGCAGCUGGCGCUCUGGGCAUGGCAGGUGGGGCCGGAGGAUCUGGACUAGGAGACGCAGAUCCAAAGGGACAAGGCUCAGUGGUUCAGGCGCUGCUGGGGGACCUGCAUGGCCUCUACAACCAAAACAACAAAGGUAGGAGCAGUUCGCCUACGACUGCACCUGAUCACAUCGCCCGGAACCCGGACCUGCGCUCCUGGACCCCCAUGGACCUGGUGGCCCAGAUCACCCAGCGCCAGUGGGAGGCAUGGGGGACGGCGGAGCGUGUCAGGGACAUUCUGCAGGGCAGGUGCCUGCCGUGGCUGCGCAGACUCCUGGAGCUGGGGAAGGAGGUGCUGCAGCACACAGGUAAGGGGGCCUCAAGGUCUGGGACUCCCCUCACCCUGGGCCCCACAGGGAAAUGGGAUAAUGGGCAGGACAGCGCCUGCUUUCUGGUCAGAGGGGAGGAACCCCUGGGUAUCAUGUUCUGUACUAGAGAGACUGGCCCAGACAAUGCUGCUUUCCUGGACGGUUAA